CUAUGGUGAUGAGAGUGAAGGUUAGCAACAAAAACUACUAGACCUAGAUGAAAUAAAACUUUUCGAUAUCCUUUUUCUUGUAAGAUCACCACUCCUCCUUGACUAUCUUUGCAGUUUUCCUUACUCACUACAAGAUUUGUGGAAUUUAAGCUCCCUUAAAAAUGAAGAUCAUCGUUAAAGUUCCUGCGGUGUCGAUCGCUAAUGUUAUAGGCCCAUCUGGGUCGGUGUUGAGACAAUUGCAAGGUAUCAGCGAAACGAAAAUCAAGCUUAAAAAUGAAAACGAAGACUACGCUAUUUGUUACAUAAAUGGUCAAAAAGAGAAUGCAGAGCUGGCUGAAAAACUGAUACUAGAUAUAAUUGCUAAUAAGUCGCCGCUGAUGAAAGGUAAAAAAGACAGUGUUACUGUUGAAAAAGAAAAUUAUUCUCGAUAUGAAAGAUUUUCUGAUACAAUUAAUGACACGAUGAUUCAAGUUUACGUGUCGAGUAUUGCUAACCCUUGCCAUUUUUGGUUGCAAUUGAUCACGCCGAAAGCUUGCGCUUUAGAGCAUCUUGUAGAUGACAUGACGGAAUUUUAUUCGCAAGAAGAAAACAGAAAACAGUACGCUCUCGCUAAAGUGACAGUCGGACAGAUAAUCGUUACGAAACUGCCAACAGAUGAGAAGUGGUGCAGAGCGGAAGUGUACAGAAUCAAAGGGAAGGCUAAAGACCAAAAUCCAGAAACGAUGAUUGAUCUAUUCUGCGUUGAUUAUGGCGAUUUUUCAUACCAUACGUUAAAACAUUUGUAUCAAAUAAAGACAGAGUUUCUAUCCCUGCGAUUUCAAGCGAUAGAAAGUACUAUGUGUGAUAUUGUACCAAAAGACGGUUCCGAGUGGUCUGAAGAUAGUAGAACGGCUUUUGAAAAUAUGGUUUUUACUGGGGAAUGGAAGGUGAUGCUUGCACAGGUGGUGGACUAUAAGAGGACGGCGAAAACAAUCAGGAAGGGCUGCCCGUUACCAUGCGUUCGGCUGUACGACCCAGAGGAUCCUCAGGGUAUCGACAUCGCUCAGAAAUUGAUCAAAAUGGGGCUAGCGAGCCCAGCUCCAGCACCUGCUUCAGUCAUAACAUCUAGCCCAACAGCAAACGUUUCUACAGUUAUAACAAACGGCGAAAGGAAGGAUGCCAAAAAAAAGAAAGGCAAUGGUGGAAUCAAACAAAUUGCAACAACCAAAACUGGCGACGAUGAUAAAGAAAUGAAAAGAAACAAUGUCAAUGAAAGGAAGGAGUUCACCGUUAAGGAAGCGCCCAAAAAAGAUCAGGUCAACAGGAAACUCGAAGGAGCUGCUAAUGCUAGUAAACAAAAAAAGAGAUAGAUAAAAAAACAUUGAAGACUUUUUCCUAUAAUAUUGUGAUGCUAUAUUUAGAAGCUAAUUUAUAUUGUUGAGUAUCAAAACUCGUUACUUUAAUUAUUUAUUUUCCUUUAUUUUUUGAUUUUUUAUGGUUUCUACUCUGUACUCCCCUCCAAAAUGAAAAAUAAAUAAAAACAGCUGCUGGUUUAUGAAAUAAAAUUAUUUUUGUCAUGCAUUUUUCCAUGUGCUUUCAUUGUUAAUUAAAAUAGUUUUUUUUUUUAAAUUACUUUCAAGUAGCCCAACUUGCUUAUGUAAUACUAAUAUAACAUGAAGACCAGUUAUUAAUUAUGAUUUAUACUAUAGUUAGAAUUGAAGUAUGUGUGUAGACAAUUUUUGGUUUUUAUACACAAUAUAAUCCAGUAUACUUAAUAUGUACAUCUGUUUGUUUAUAUAUAAAAAAAUGGAUUUUAUAAAAAAGCAAAAUAGUGAUAUUUUUAUAUUUAAACAAUAUUAUAUUAUUAUCUAUUAGGUUUUCCUUCCUCUUUUACAUGUCCUGCAAAAUUCAAAAUUUUGAAUUAGCAAUUUUUCUGCUCAUGUUUUAAGUAUUUUCAGACAUUUUAAAAUUGUUAUGAUUAAAUUAAUCAGUUUAUUACAAAAUGUGUUUAUUAUUACCAGCGUUGUUUUAAAUAAGAUAGUAUAUAGAUGUAAGUUAAUCAAGGGCUCUUGAUUGAGUGAAGACAAAACGAAACUGUUUUUUUAUGUUGUUUUAUACAGCAAUAAAAAUGAUGUGAUAGUUACAUUUUCAAUGUUUCAUUUUGCAUAAUACAGAAGGAAAUGUUUUCUUGUAAA
Cimex lectularius (bed bug) is the source of this 2174-nucleotide messenger RNA. Its product is annotated as tudor and KH domain-containing protein homolog. Gene Ontology annotation, biological process: spermatogenesis. The record is from RefSeq and is a predicted model, not a curated record. Lineage: Eukaryota; Metazoa; Arthropoda; Insecta; Hemiptera; Cimicidae. Gene Ontology annotation, molecular function: RNA binding. The coding region runs from base 162 to 1349 and encodes 395 amino acids. The transcript is spliced from 2 exons.